Cyprinus carpio (common carp) is the source of this 1690-nucleotide messenger RNA. Its product is annotated as WD repeat domain phosphoinositide-interacting protein 1-like. Gene Ontology annotation, biological process: protein localization to phagophore assembly site; nucleophagy; protein lipidation. Gene Ontology annotation, cellular component: phagophore assembly site membrane; cytosol; extrinsic component of membrane. Gene Ontology annotation, molecular function: protein binding; phosphatidylinositol-3-phosphate binding; phosphatidylinositol-3,5-bisphosphate binding. NCBI's taxonomy places the organism in Eukaryota, Metazoa, Chordata, Actinopteri, Cypriniformes, Cyprinidae. The record is from RefSeq and is a predicted model, not a curated record.
ACCACUAGCGUGUGAUGUUGAUGUGACGCAACAACUAUCAGCUGUUUUGUUUUGCUUCAUUCUCUGUGCUCCGCUCGAAGUCGUAAAUGUACCAAAAACUUGCGUUUUAAUUCAUUAAUGUGAGGCAGAAGAAUAGUCGAAGCGUUAAAGUAUAUUUGUCUUCCACUAUAUCCAGUUUUUCCUCAGUAGGUCUCCGCUUUGCCACUAUCUUUCCGAGAGGUCCAGCCGAUCCCAGGCCUCCGAUCCAGGGCGGAGGGAGGGAAGGAGGUCGCUGGGAAUCGGGAUGGAGACCGGAGAUGUUGGGCCGGGGCUGUGCUGCGCCUCCUUCAACCAGGACUCCACGUCUUUGGCUGUGGGCACCAAAACUGGAUACAGGCUAUUCUCUGUGACCUCGGUGGACAAACUGGACUGCAUUCAUGAGAGCAUAGAAACUCCAGAUGUGUAUAUCGUGGAAAGGCUUUUCUCCAGCAGCCUGGUUGUGGUGGUGAGCCAGUCCAUGCCACGUCGCAUGAACGUCUACCACUUCAAAAAGGGCACAGAGAUCUGCAACUACAGCUACUCGAACAACAUUCUUGCAGUGCGUCUAAACAGACAGAGUCUAGUUGUCUGUCUGGAGGAAUCCAUCUAUAUCCACAAUAUAAAAGACAUGAAACUCCUGAAGACCCUUCUCAACACACCAUCAAACCCAUCAGGUCUCUGUGCUCUCUCCAUCAGCCAUUCCAACUCUUUCUUGGCAUAUCCAGGAAGUGACACCAUUGGAGAAAUUAUUGUCUAUGAUGCCAACAAUCUGAGCACUAUGACCAUGAUUCCAGCUCAUGACAGUCCACUGGCCGCCAUCACCUUCAGUGCUUCUGGCACCAAACUGGCCAGUGCUUCUGAAAGGGGCACAGUGAUUCGAGUCUUCUCCAUCCCAGAGGGACUGCGCUUGUUUGAGUUCCGGCGGGGGAUGAAGAGGUAUGUCAACAUCAGCUCCCUUUCCUUCAGCCCGGAUGCUCAGUUCCUCUGUGCCUCGAGCAAUACAGAGACGGUGCACAUUUUCAAGCUUGAACAGCACAGCCCAAGUGGGGAGGAGCAAGCUCCCUCUUGGUCAACAUAUGUAGGUAAGAUGUUCACAGCAGCCAGUAGCUACCUCCCAGCACAGGUGUCAGGCAUGAUGAGUCAAGACCGAGCCUUUGCCACCGUCCGGCUCCAGAUGGCAGGUCAGAAGAAUGUCUGUGCCCUGGCAACAAUCCAGAAGCUUCCACGUUUGCUUGUGGCCUCCUCUGAUGGGCAGCUAUUCAUCUAUAACAUUGAUCCUCAAGAUGGGGGUGAAUGCACUCUGGUGCAGAAGCACAGGUUGUUUGGAUCAGAUAAGGAGUGGGAGGAGACUGAGAAAUCCAAACUUAUGGAGCCACCGCAAGCAUGCCAGUCCUAUGCUGCCACUGUGGCCAUCCCCACCUCUGGACCCGUUACAGCCACUCUCACAGGCUACUCAGAGGAUGGGGGAGCUAAGAAGGGUGAGGUGAUUCCCGAACACGAGUUUGCAGCAGGGCCCGUGUGCUUGGAUGACGAAACUGAAUUUCCUCCCAUAAAUUGGUGCCGUGACGGAUCUGGGCGAGGCAAGGGGAGACGACCGUGAGAGGGUAGAGAACAGGUGGAGGCUGCAACUGUCACAGGAGGAUCCUCAGUGCAUGAGCAAGGACAAACAGAU